Molecule: messenger RNA, 801 nt
Organism: Lindgomyces ingoldianus
Lineage: Eukaryota; Fungi; Ascomycota; Dothideomycetes; Pleosporales; Lindgomycetaceae
Exons: 3
Coding region: 120-602 (160 amino acids)
Source: RefSeq, a predicted model, not a curated record
CGUAAAUCACCUGACAGCUCUUUCCUCAUCAUCCUUUAUAAGUUCUGCCAUUUCCAGUCUAAGCCCACCAUCGACCGCCCGCUCCAUCAUCCCCGUCUAAUUGACAGGUAAUUAAAAGAAUGGUUUCACUCAAGUCCCUCGUUAUUCUAGCAUUUGCGCAGCUUGUAGUGUCUCGUCCCAGUGGGCCACCGGCCUUUCAGGUCACUAACCUUAUUACUCUUGAACCGUCUGGCCGACCUGGUAAUACGAGUCCCUACCGCGUUGGGUUCAACGUGACCGACCCUGGCGAUUCCUCAGCAGCAUUUUGUGAAGCCCAGUGGUCUUAUGCCGAUAGGGAUACUGGAUACCCAAAGCGCUAUCUGAGCAACUGCACCGAUGAUUCGUACGCAUUUAAAUUCGUAGACUGGCAGUCGUACUACAAUUUUACCCUCGAUGUCAAGCAUACCACUAAGGGGCACCAUGAGAGAACGACGAAGCUCGCCAAGGGUCACGUGGAUCUCAACAUCCUCCACUGCACUCAUGCGGCAUCGGGUUUUUCUGCCUGUAACCAGAUGGAAGGCGUUGCCUUUCCACUCCCGGUCUACGACGUGAGGAAGUCCUAAACCAGUAUUCCAACCAACUCUUUGACACAAUGUGUGCAAGAGCAAAAAUAUCUGGGUUUUGGUUCGCUCAUGGAAAUUAAGAAGAGUCUUAAAGGUCGGUUGCUACUUGUAGAGGCAUCCUAUUGGCACCUACUGAGCAUUAAAUGUAAUGUCUGCAAUCUUAGAUAAUCCAAUCUGGUUCCAUCAUUUUCUAGCAGUG